Molecule: messenger RNA, 2540 nt
Organism: Dioscorea cayenensis subsp. rotundata (Guinea yam)
Lineage: Eukaryota; Viridiplantae; Streptophyta; Magnoliopsida; Dioscoreales; Dioscoreaceae
Product: mitotic spindle checkpoint protein MAD1
Biological process (GO): attachment of mitotic spindle microtubules to kinetochore; mitotic spindle assembly checkpoint signaling
Cellular component (GO): mitotic spindle; kinetochore; nuclear envelope
Source: RefSeq, a predicted model, not a curated record
GAUUCAUCCCUUUCGCGGCUCCUCGUUUUGAAGCGGAGCUCGAGCUCGGCAUCGAGUUCAGAGGGGCGAUUGAAAGAAGGGAGAGUAGAAACCCUAGAAAUUCUCCGAGAUGAUUCUUCGAACCCCGCCGCAGAAGAAGAGACUGGCCCUAGAUCCCUCCAGCCCCGUUUCCGAUCGCCGUGUCGUUGUUUACAAUGACCCCGCUCCCAUCUCCUCUCUCGAUCCUUCUGAGCAGAUGGUCUGCACCUACCACUGCCGCCAGAUGGUUAAAUCAGAAUUCAUGGUUGCAUUGGACAAAGCAGAGAAGCAAGUGGCUGAGUAUCAAUCCAAGCUAGAGGCCAUGAAUAAUGAGCUGACCAAGAGUGAAGAACAGCAGCAGAAAUGCCAAGCCCACCUCUUGUUUGUAGAACAGGAGCUUGAGGCAUCCAAAGGGCGUGAACAAGCAUUACAAGAGCGUAUUUUGAAGGAGGUCAAUGAUUCUCAAGAGCGGUACAUUACACAAUUGAAACAUUGCAGUGAACUAGAGGUACAACUUAAAAAAGAAAUUGAGCUUCGUAAGAAAGCUGAAUCUAUAGCAACUUCAGCUAAUGAGAGGGUUUUAGAACUACAAGGACAACUCACACGGCUUUCUGAAAGCACUGGAAGGGAGAAAGCACAUAUGGAGAAGGAACUCUCAUAUCUUCAAGAUGAUUCGGAAUUUUCAAUCUCAAGAAUCAAAGUUGAACUUGAAAAGAUGAGAUUGAGAGCCGAAAAUUCUGAGAAAGAGGCAAUGCUAUUGGAAGUUCAGUUAGGAGACUUAAGGGAUCAGUUAAAUGAGUGCCUUCAUCAAAAAAGUGAGUUGGAACAAAAAUUAUCCAGUUCCAGUGCAUCUUCACAUGAUGUUAAUCUCUCGGAGAACCAAACUUUGGUGAAACAUCUUCAAGAGGAGCUUCGAAGCUAUGAGACUGAAUUGCUAGAAGCAAGGAAAAUAAAGUCUUUUCACAUGAAUAAUGAGUUACUGAAGGAGAAGCUAUUGGAGGAAAAGACAUGUAGAGAGAAGGCGGAAAUGGAACUUUUAAAAUUGGAAGAGCUCCAACUUAAUGCACGGAAACUAGAGGAUGAAUUAAUUUCCUGGAGAUCUUUGCUCGGAGAGAUUCCAGAUGUAUCAUGCUUUAAUGAUAUCCCUGUCAAGUUUGCAGCUUUACAGAAGGAAGUGCUUGAAAGCAUGAUGAAAGCUGGUGAAUUGGGUGCACGUGUGAAAGAGUUGGAAGUUUCUUUGGAAAUGGCAGAACUUAGCAAACAAAAUGCCGAAAAGGAUUGUGCCUUGGCCAAAGACAAAGCAGAAAGCUCUGCUUUGGAGGUUAAGCGUCUUGAGUUAAUGCUUUCUUCAGUUACGGUAGAAAGAGACAAUUUAAAAAAGGAAAUUAGUGGAAGCAACAAGCCAAGAAGUGGGCAUGAAGAGCACCAAUUGUCAAAUGAUAGACUUGUUAAGGAUCUGGAAUCAUCUAUCACUGCAAAGGAGAAUGCUAUUAGAGAAUUGGAAAACAAUUUAAAUGAUCAAAGACAAAUCAUAAAUCGUCAGCAUAAUGAUCUGGAGCAAAUGAAUGAUAAACUUGCCAUUGAAGCAAGAAGAAUAAAGUCUUUGGAGCGUGAAGGCGAUAGGUUACGUUCUGAAAUUUCUUUGCUAGAGUCGAAGGUGGGCCAUGGUGAUUACUCUACAGCAAACACAAAGGUGUUGCGCAUGGUUAACACUUUAGCAGUUGAUAAUGAAGCAAAACAUACCAUAGAAGCAUUGCAGUCUGAACUACAAAAAACACAGGCAAAGCUUCAGGCUGUUGAAGAAUUAAAAGGACAAUCAGAUGCUGGAAAAAUAAUGGAUGCUGAUAUACCUGAGAAACUUGCACAACUCAAAGGACAAAUUGCGACUCUGGAGAAGCGAGAAGAAAGAUACAAGGCGGUUUUUGCGGAGAAAAUUUCAGUUUUUAGAAGGGCUUGCUGCUCACUUUUUGGCUACAAGAUUGUAAUGGAUGAUCAACAACGACCUAAUGGAAUUCCAAUAACAAGAUUUACCCUCCAAUCCAUCUAUGCCCAAAGUGAUGAUGAGAAGCUUGAAUUUGACUAUGAGUCUGGAAAUGCAAGCAUUUUGGUUAAUGAGUACACAUCCCAGCCAGAGAUAUUUCACCAGGUGGAAAUAUUCGUCAAGAAAUGGAAUUCAAUACCUGCUUUCACUGCUAACAUAACCAUGGAAUCCUUCAACAAGCGAACCUUAUCAUGAAGUCCUUCCAAAUUCCAAGUAACACAAUAAACCAUCUGGUGAGUUUUGUACUUCAUUUUACUCUGAAAGCAUGGAUAUGAAAAUGAUGGUACAAUUCCUUUUGAGUUUUCUUUUCCUCACCAUCAUUGGUUCCCUGUGUACCUAAAAUGUUUCAACUUGAGAAAAACAUGUGUCUUUUAUCUUCUCCUCCAUUCAUUAUUACCUUUUCUUUUGUUGAAUCUCUUGUCAUUAUUUAAUUUCUUUUCCACACUCUAUUAAUUACUGUUGGAUAUCGUGUUGAAUUUGA